This is a messenger RNA of Epinephelus fuscoguttatus (brown-marbled grouper), 2271 nucleotides long. RefSeq names its product telomeric repeat binding factor a (gene terf2). The record is from RefSeq and is a predicted model, not a curated record. Bases 199 to 2115 code for a protein of 638 amino acids. Gene Ontology annotation, cellular component: chromosome, telomeric region; nucleus; shelterin complex. Gene Ontology annotation, molecular function: G-rich strand telomeric DNA binding; telomerase activity; protein homodimerization activity. Gene Ontology annotation, biological process: protein localization to chromosome, telomeric region; telomeric D-loop disassembly; negative regulation of telomere maintenance via recombination. The transcript is spliced from 13 exons. NCBI's taxonomy places the organism in Eukaryota, Metazoa, Chordata, Actinopteri, Perciformes, Serranidae.
UUUUUACUUUUGAUCUCCAUGCUGAUGUUAUCUCUUUAUGGUUAUCUCUUUUGAAUUAUUAAGGCGGCACACACCCAACUGGGAUACAGCGCUGCCUGGAGAGUCAAACUGUGGGGAUGAAAACCCCGAACAGUUAAGCUCCUCCCCGCCUUCACCGAGAAACAAACAGCACCGUCCUGCUCCGCUGACGGUGUGAAUAUGGCGGCAAGCGAUGUCCAAGACAUUGUUAACCGCUGGAUACUUGACUAUUAUUUCGCUUUGGCAAUAGAGCUGUUUAGAAACCAACAAUAUGCGGAAUUUUGUGCCAUAAGAGAGGUACUUGAAGGAGUCUUGGUCCGUCCUUUGGAGUCCUCUGAUGUCACGCCAACAAAGAUUCAUGUAUUGCAGUUUCUCUCCCGAAUAAAUGAUGGGGAAAAACUUGACCUGAUAUUUGAGCCUGACCACUCAGUAACUCCUCUGGAAUCAGCCUUAAUGUUGCUGGAAAAAAUGAACCAGCAAUGCAGUGUGCCUGGGCAGAAUUUCGAGAAUGCAUGCACUUCACUUAAAGAGAUGAUGGUGUGGAUGUUCAUUAAGAACGAUCAGUUCGACAGAGCAGAAGAGGUGCUGAAAAAACACUUUCCCAGACCAAUGAUCGGCAAGAAAGCUAUAUUCAUGGGUCUCAUCAGGAAGAAGAGUAAAACACAUGAAGUCACCGAGCAACUCGACUUCCAGCAGUUCAAGGAGGAGAUGUUGACCUUUUGCCAGAGCCUCUGCCCAUUUAGUGUUCCCUUUCUUCUCAAGGCUGCAAAACAGCUUUCUGAGAAAAGACUUCAACAGCAAGACGACGAGGCGGCUGGCCCCGAUGAGCAAGACGAAACUGGCCCCGAUGAGCAAGAUGAAGCAGGCCCGUCCUCUAGUCCAGCAGUUGCUGUCCAGUCAAAGUUAACACUAUGUAAGCACAGAACAAUCCCGAGGGCCAGGCUGGAGGCGGCCUACAAGGCUUUGGCUGCAGGUUCAAAUGAGAGAACAUUUUCUGAGCUGGAGGAAGAGGUGGAGGUAGAGGAGCAGUCAAAAAAAGAAUUUUCCCUGCACCUUUCACAAACUCCCGCAAAGGGCACCGAUCAGGACACAGAGCAGGAUGGGCUAUUUCAGAGAGACUCAGGCAGCCCCAUGGAGGCCUCCCCAGCAGACCAACCACCACAAACAGACGCUGUUCCUCCAACACAGGCAGGUUCAGACUCAAGGUGCUGCCCAGUGCUGAAGAACAGGCGGCCUUACACUGUGGCAAGACUGGUGGUCGAGCCGGACAGCCAGGGGAGCUCGCAUUGCUCAGCAGCUUCACAGGAACUGGAGAUUGAUGUCAGAACAGAGGAGCCACCACAGUCACCGGCUAUAACUAAUAAUAAAGACCCACAGAGCCUAGGAACAGACACCGAGGUUACCACACACGUGCAGAAAGCGUCAACUAGUUUGGCAGAGUUGUCUGCAGACGGUGAGGAGGAUGCCCCUGUCUCUGUGGCCAACAGGGACAUUUCUGAGGGGAAAAGCCAGAACCAGUCCAACAGCUCACGUUGCAGAAACUCCAAGUCACACCAGUCGUCAUCAGACAGUGAGGAAGACCCACUGGAAUCACCGGCUCCCCGCAAAACCCCAGUGCGGAAACCUCGCAAACGACUGGCCAAGGAUCCUCACAGCAAAGAUCCAGAUGCCACAUGUGUGACAGAAUCUUCAUUGGAGAGCUCGCCCACUCUGUUCCCUCUUCGCUCGCCUGUCCCUGUCCCUCAAACAAGCUCCACUCCUCACAAGGACUCUGCACAAGACAAAGAUCCUUCAGGUUUAAAAUGGAAACAGCUGUUCAAUGCUGCCAAGGAGACUAAGGAUACAUGGAGCGAUGAAGAGUCAUAUUUCACCUCUAAACAGAAAGCAAGCGGGUCGCACAAUGAGAGCACCAUGUCAAAUUCAGGCAACAGGAAGAGGAGGUGGACUGAGAGUGAGACAAACAAGCUGAAGGAAGGGGUCAAAAGAUUCGGAGAGGGCAACUGGAGCAAGAUCAAGUCAUAUUACUCCUUCAACGAUCGAACAAACGUCAACCUUAAGGACAGAUGGAGAACCAUGAAGAAGUUAAAAUUGGUCUGAGUGGUUCAAGACAAGUUCAAGUGUUUGGAUGGACUUUUUACACCCCCACCAUUAUUUCUGUUGUUGAAAUGAAGUCCCCCCCUCCCCCCAGAGCCAUUAACGGUUAUUGCUCUUAUUUAGUUAAAUCGUUUCAGUUUUUUCUGGUUCAAUAAAUUU